Messenger RNA from Colletotrichum godetiae, 365 nucleotides. RefSeq lists its product as uncharacterized. The record is from RefSeq and is a predicted model, not a curated record. Bases 81 to 272 code for a protein of 63 amino acids. The transcript is spliced from 2 exons. NCBI's taxonomy places the organism in Eukaryota, Fungi, Ascomycota, Sordariomycetes, Glomerellales, Glomerellaceae.
AACUAUCAUUUAGUUGCCUACCUCAUAACUUGAACAAGCGACAAUGCGCCAGAGAUGCGCCCCAGAAGCUAUGGCUGGGGAUGACAUGUCCACCAACGCCUGACGACGAACCUGGCCAUCAAAAGGCGCCCACGUGUGACGAAAUGUCCAUCCAUUGGUCACUGCCAGGGAUCACCAUCUUAACCACCCGCAACUUUCCAGUCCCCCGGAUACCAACUUUCUCGGACAACAUCUCGAAUCUGAGCCUGGCGAGUCACCGGCACUCCAUCUAGGCAAUCUGCCCCGGCAUGGCGCGUCAAUGGUUCACGAAAAACGACUGGGAUGUUGGAGCGGGGAUCGUCGGUCUCCUCCAUCUCGGUGGUAUU